AUUACUAGAAUGCCCCGCGGAAUUCAAUAUGGAGUUGAUUGGCAUUAUACCUGAACUCAUGGUAAGCUAUACCAAAGGAAAUGAUGAUUUCCGAACUCACCCAAAACGGAAAUCUGAUUCCGAUAUUGCGGGGGGCAUACUUAACAUACUCAUGAACUCCCGCAAGACAAUUAUUUGAUAUGCAACAGCUCGUUCUGACUCCCAAAGGAAGCCAUGCAGUCUAACAAACAAGCCCUCGGCUCCCUCUCACUGGGCCAACAUCCCUCACACAGCCUUGACCACAAAAUCCAACUCACAUCCAAGUACGGAUUCACGGGCAUCGAAGUCGUCUUCUCAGACCUACAGACCUACUCUGACAAGCACAACAUCUCCAUCCUGGACGGAGCCGCCCGAAUCAAACAAUUAUGCGACGCAAACAACGUGGAAGUUCUCGCUCUCGCGCCCUUCGAGAACUUCGAAGGCGCCCGCUCCCCACUCAGCACCAGACUGGCCACAGCAAAACACUGGCUUGCCAUCGCUCGGAUCCUCAAGGCCCCUUAUGUCCAGGUCCCAUCGCAAUUCAACCCCGACGCCAUCACAGACGAGAACGUGAUCGUCCAUGAACUCCAACAGCUCGCGGACCUCGGCAGCGCCGAAACGCCCGUCGUUGCCAUCGCUUACGAGUACCUCUCCUGGGGAACAUACUGCUCAACAUGGGACACGGCCCUCCGACUCGUGCAGCUUGUCAAUCGGCCGAACUUCGGUCUGUGCCUGGACACUUUCCACGAACUCACCAAGCUCUGGGGCAGUCCGUUCGAGACCUCCGGAAAAUAUCCCUCCGCCGACCAGGACCUCCGUGACUCGCUCCAGCGCUUCAAGGCCACCGUCCCGCUCGAGAAAAUCUUCUACGUCCAGCUCUCCGACGGUGAGCGGUUCGAUCCGCCCUUCUCAGCGUCUCAUCCGUGGUAUGUAGAAGGCGAGGCACCGGAGUUCACGUGGUCGAAGCACGGGAGGCCGUUUCCGCUAGAGACAUCGCUGGGCGGGUAUAUGCCAGUCCCGGAGGUCGUGAAGACGUGGGUGCUAAAGACGGGGUUUCAGGGUUGGAUUUCGAUGGAGGUGUUCGAUCGGCAGAUGCGUAGCAGGGAGUUUGAGCCCGAGACGGCGGCCAUUCGGGCUCGGGAAUCGUGGAGGAAAGUCCAGGCCGCCGUGGGUCCGCCGAUGGGGCGCCUCUAGAAAUUAGUCAUCUACUUAUAGGCACGUGAUCAGAUCGUCUGUCGGCCGACUGAAAUGCAAAUGCCGAGUUUUUCCGCAUUCCGUCCUCAUCCCAUCCCGACAUUCCUGUAUAGAGCCCGCUCUGAUGAUGAUUCCUGAGCCGCCAGGGCCGCCGACGCUGCGUCGAUCUUGCUUGGCCUGUGCGAAAGGCAAGCGCCGUUGUGAUCAGCGGUGGCCGAAAUGUAGCCGAUGCCAGAAG
This is a messenger RNA of Aspergillus steynii IBT 23096, 1450 nucleotides long. Its product is annotated as sugar phosphate isomerase/epimerase family protein. The record is from RefSeq and is a predicted model, not a curated record. The transcript has a single exon. The coding region runs from base 214 to 1212 and encodes 332 amino acids. NCBI's taxonomy places the organism in Eukaryota, Fungi, Ascomycota, Eurotiomycetes, Eurotiales, Aspergillaceae.